Blepharisma stoltei is the source of this 732-nucleotide messenger RNA. The record is from the annotation of a GenBank genome assembly. Lineage: Eukaryota; Ciliophora; Heterotrichea; Heterotrichida; Blepharismidae.
AUGGACAACACUUUUUUUAAACGUUUUGGGAAACACUCUCAUAAAAGAAACCCUACAGAUUUAUUAGCACCAUGCAUUCCCAUAAAUAAAUCUAUCAAGCCUACCCAGAUAUAUCAAGAUCACGACCCAAAUCCAAGUCCUUUUUUAGAUAAAAAAACAGCACAAUUACCGAAAAUAAUAAAUCAUAAAUCCAACCUUUCAGAGUCCGUUUUGUCUGAUUGGUAUUUAUCGCAAGAUUCAAGAAAUAGGUUUCCUUAUGACAGCUUAUCGCCAGUAAAAAAUCGAUACUCCGAUCUCUCUUUAUGCAACCAAGGGAACGAGAGUUUUGGAGCUCGCUCCCACAAUUCAAAUAAAAAUAAUCACGACUUCCGAAGUUUUUCACCAAUUUACAAUUCCAGAGAAUCCAGCCAGAAAUUAUUUAAAGUUAGUAGAGUAGAAUCGCCUCCUCCAAAAAGUUAUACACCAACAUGAGACAAGUCAAUUAAUUCGUCUGCCAAGAUGUCCCAAGCAUCUCGAAAUGGCACAGCAGAGACCCCAGAAAAGAAAUUCCAAUAUAAACCCUAUGCAUUUGAUGGCUGCCUAAAGCUGAGGCCAGAAAAGUAUUAUUUAAUAGGUGGAUCGGGACCAUGCAAUGUUAGCAUAGAAAACCAAAAAUCGAAAAUUGCGAGCAAAGAAAAAGCUGAAGGCUAUUGUAGAUUAAGCAGAGAAUUCCGCAAAGGGCUUGCAAUGUAA